Sinocyclocheilus anshuiensis is the source of this 1248-nucleotide messenger RNA. RefSeq names its product insulin gene enhancer protein isl-2a. NCBI's taxonomy places the organism in Eukaryota, Metazoa, Chordata, Actinopteri, Cypriniformes, Cyprinidae. The transcript is spliced from 6 exons. Gene Ontology annotation, molecular function: cis-regulatory region sequence-specific DNA binding; DNA-binding transcription factor activity, RNA polymerase II-specific. Bases 44 to 1123 code for a protein of 359 amino acids. The record is from RefSeq and is a predicted model, not a curated record. Gene Ontology annotation, cellular component: nucleus. Gene Ontology annotation, biological process: neuron fate specification; axonogenesis; positive regulation of transcription by RNA polymerase II.
AUUCCAUUUCCUCAUCUGGAGCCUUCUGCCUCAACCCUCCUGUAUGGUGGAUAUUCUACCCCAUCCUUCUUUCUUGGGUGAUAUGGGGGAUCAUUCAAAAAAGAAGUCUGGGAUCGCCAUGUGUGUAGGCUGUGGAAGUCAGAUCCAUGAUCAGUACAUCCUGCGAGUGUCCCCGGACCUGGAGUGGCACGCAGCCUGUCUGAAGUGCGCAGAAUGCAGUCAGUACCUGGACGAGACGUGCACUUGCUUCGUCCGAGACGGCAAGACUUAUUGCAGGAGAGAUUACGUACGGUUAUUCGGGAUCAAAUGCGCCAAAUGUAACACCGGUUUCUGCAGCAGUGACCUGGUGAUGAGGGCCCGGGAUAACGUCUAUCACAUGGAGUGUUUCAGAUGCUCGGUGUGCAGCAGGCAUUUGCUCCCGGGAGAUGAGUUCUCUCUGCGGGAAGAGGAGCUGCUCUGCCGGGUGGACCACGGGCUGCUGAUGGAGCGCGCUUCAGCCGGGAGCCCCAUCAGUCCCGGAAACAUUCACUCCAACAGACCCCUGCACAUCCCAGAACCUGUACCAGUUCGACAGCCAGCUCACCGGAACCACGUUCAUAAGCAGUCUGAGAAGACCACGCGUAUUCGGACAGUAUUAAACGAAAAGCAGCUCCACACUCUCCGGACGUGUUAUAACGCAAACCCGCGACCGGACGCGCUAAUGAAAGAACAGCUCGUGGAAAUGACCGGCCUGAGCCCACGCGUCAUACGAGUGUGGUUUCAAAACAAACGCUGCAAAGACAAGAAGAGGUCCAUUCUUAUGAAACAACUACAGCAACAGCAACACAGCGACAAAACGAAUCUUCAGGGUCUCACGGGAACGCCUCUGGUGGCAGGCAGCCCGAUUAGACAUGACACCACAGUCCAGGGAAAUCCUGUAGAAGUUCAAACCUAUCAGCCUCCGUGGAAAGCCUUAAGCGACUUUGCUUUACAGAGUGACCUGGACCAGCCUGCUUUCCAACAGCUGGUGUCAUUUUCCGAGUCGGGUUCGCUGGGUAACUCGUCUGGUAGUGAUGUGACCUCUCUGUCAUCGCAGUUACCCGACACCCCCAACAGCAUGGUGCCCAGUCCCGUGGAGACGUGAGAGCCCACCGGAGGACUCCUGCUCCAGCAUGCCUUCACCCGCCCUGCAUGAAAACCCAUCACCUCACCGCCUCAAACGGAAAAAGGGAUUAACCGAGAUGGAUUUAAACAGUUUGUCAAACGGAG